AUGCCUCGCGGACCUAAGAAGCACCAGAAGCGCCUUAGCGCGCCUUCUCACUGGCUCCUGGACAAGAUGUCCGGAACCUAUGCCCCCAAGGCCUCCCCCGGUCCUCACAAGCUCCGGGACUGCCUGCCCCUGAUCGUCUUCAUCCGCAACCGUCUCAAGUACGCCCUUAACGGCCGUGAGACCAAGGCGAUCAUGAUGCAGCGUCUGAUCAAGGUCGACGGCAAGGUCCGCACCGACCCUACCUACCCCGCUGGUUUCAUGGACGUCAUCGGCAUCGAGAAGACCGGCGAGAACUUCCGUCUCAUCUACGACACCAAGGGUCGCUUCACCGUCCACCGCAUCCAGGCUGAGGAGGCCGAGUACAAGCUCUGCAAGGUCAAGCGUGUUCAGCUCGGCAAGGGCGGGAUCCCAUUCUUGGUUACGCACGAUGCGAGAACCAUCCGUUACCCCGAUCCCGCCAUCAAGGUUAACGACACCGUGAAGAUCGACAUUGCCACUGGCAAGAUCGCCGACUUCGUCAAGUUCGACACUGGUGUUGUCGCCAUGGCCACCGGUGGUCGUAACAUGGGUCGUGUCGGUGUCGUCACCCACCGUGAGCGCCACGAUGGUGGUUUCAACAUCGUCCACAUCAAGGACGCUAUUGACAACACCUUCGCCACCCGUGAGUCCAACGUCUUCGUCAUCGGUCAGGACAAGCCCUGGAUCUCCCUGCCCAAGGGCAAGGGUGUCAAGCUCUCCAUCGCCGAGGAGCGUGACCGCCGCCGUGCCCUCCAGUAA
Molecule: messenger RNA, 777 nt
Organism: Aspergillus tubingensis
Lineage: Eukaryota; Fungi; Ascomycota; Eurotiomycetes; Eurotiales; Aspergillaceae
Product: 40S ribosomal protein eS4
Exons: 4
Coding region: 1-777 (258 amino acids)
Biological process (GO): translation
Cellular component (GO): ribosome; cytosolic small ribosomal subunit
Molecular function (GO): RNA binding; structural constituent of ribosome
Source: RefSeq, a predicted model, not a curated record